Thamnophis elegans (Western terrestrial garter snake) is the source of this 1140-nucleotide messenger RNA. It is a transcript of the gene RSAD2, whose product is annotated as radical S-adenosyl methionine domain containing 2. The record is from RefSeq and is a predicted model, not a curated record. Gene Ontology annotation, molecular function: 4 iron, 4 sulfur cluster binding; catalytic activity. Gene Ontology annotation, cellular component: mitochondrion; lipid droplet; endoplasmic reticulum membrane. Gene Ontology annotation, biological process: positive regulation of immune response; defense response to virus. Lineage: Eukaryota; Metazoa; Chordata; Lepidosauria; Squamata; Natricidae.
AUGGAAAGCCCAGCGAAGGCACCGCGAUGCACUUGCCUCCUCCCCGCCAGCUCCUCCGUCUCCUGCUCCAAGCCCUGGGCGCUCUCUGCAGCCGGCUGGCGCUCCUCGGCCUUUGGGGGGCCGCUCCGACGGAGAGUCUCGCCGAGCUCAGCUCCGGAGCCGUCCGCUGCGCUUCGUCCGCCGGUGCCGCUCAGCGUCAACUACCACUUCAGCCGGCAGUGCAACUACAAGUGCGGCUUCUGCUUCCACACCGCCAAGACCUCGUUCGUCCUGCCGCUGCAGGUGGCCAAGAGGGGGCUCCGGUUGCUCAAGGAGGCCGGUAUGGAGAAAAUAAACUUCUCAGGUGGGGAACCGUUUCUGCACGAGCGAGGCGAGUUUGUCGGAAAGCUGGUCCAAUUUUGCAAGGAGGAGCUAAAGUUGCCGAGUGUUAGCAUUGUGACCAAUGGCAGUAUGAUUAAAGAGAGAUGGUUCAAAUGUUAUGGGGAAUAUCUAGAUAUUCUGGCUGUAUCUUGCGAUAGCUUCAAUGAAGAAGUCAAUGUUUUAAUUGGCCGAGGGCAAGGAAAGAAAAAUCAUGUUGAAAACCUUGAAAAACUGAAGACGUGGUGCCAAAAAUACAACGUGGCUUUCAAGAUAAAUUCCGUGAUCAACCGUUUCAAUGUGGAAGAAGACAUGAAUGAGAAGAUCAAAGCUCUGAAUCCUGUCCGCUGGAAGAUAUUUCAGUGCUUGCUCAUCGAAGGAGAAAAUACAGGGGAAGAAUCUCUUAGGGAGGCUGAAAGAUUCAUCAUCAGCACUGAAGAUUUUGAACGAUUUGUGCAUCGUCAUAAAGAUCUCCCAUGCUUAGUCCCCGAAUCUAAUCAAAAGAUGAGGGAUUCCUACUUAAUUCUGGAUGAAUAUAUGCGUUUUCUCAACUGUGUAAAUGGCCGGAAAGAGCCUUCUCCGUCAAUCCUGGAUGUAGGGGUAAAGAAUGCUAUACAGUGCAGUGGCUUUGAUGAAAAGAUGUUUUUCAAGCGAGGAGGCAAAUACGUCUGGAGCAAAAGAGAUAUGGCCCUGCAGUGGUGAUCCAACCUGUUAUUUGCUGGAAACGUCGGCAAGCACAAAGUGUACUUAUUUUACUCUAGAUGAUGAUAUGUCAAUGUUGCU